Messenger RNA from Physeter macrocephalus (sperm whale), 1753 nucleotides. It is a transcript of the gene PDLIM7, whose product is annotated as PDZ and LIM domain 7. NCBI's taxonomy places the organism in Eukaryota, Metazoa, Chordata, Mammalia, Artiodactyla, Physeteridae. Gene Ontology annotation, molecular function: muscle alpha-actinin binding; actin binding. Gene Ontology annotation, cellular component: adherens junction; stress fiber; Z disc. Gene Ontology annotation, biological process: actin cytoskeleton organization; heart development; muscle structure development. The record is from RefSeq and is a predicted model, not a curated record. The coding region runs from base 113 to 1498 and encodes 461 amino acids. The transcript is spliced from 13 exons.
AGCGGACGGCGGCCACGGGGGCGGGGUCAGAACUCGGGCGGCGGAUCCCAACGCUGGUCUUUGGAGCCCGCCGCCGAGCAGCGCCCCGGCGGGGCCGAGCAGGAGCGGCACCAUGGAUUCCUUCAAGGUGGUGCUAGAGGGGCCAGCACCUUGGGGCUUCCGGCUGCAGGGGGGCAAGGACUUCAAUGUGCCCCUCUCCAUCUCCCGGCUCACUCCUGGAGGUAAAGCUGCGCAGGCCGGCGUGGCCGUGGGCGACUGGGUGCUGAGUAUCGAUGGCGAGAAUGCAGGGGGCCUCACACACAUCGAAGCCCAGAACAAGAUCCGUGCCUGCGGGGAGCGCCUCAGCCUGGGUCUCAGCAGGGCCCAGCCGCCUCAGAGCAAACCGCAGAAGGCCCUGGCCCCCGCCGCGGACCCCCCGCGGUACACCUUUGCACCCAGCGCCUCCCUCAACAAGACGGCCCGGCCCUUCGGGGCCCCCCAGCCUGCUGACAGCGCCCCGCAGCAGAAUGGACAGCCGCUCCGACCGCUGGUCCCAGACGCCAGCAAGCAGCGGCUGAUGGAGGACACGGAGGACUGGCGGCCAAGGCCUGGGACAGGCCAGUCCCGUUCCUUCCGCAUUCUCGCCCACCUCACGGGCACCGAGUUCAUGCAAGACCCGGAUGAGGAGCAUCUGAAGAAAUCAAGAUCUUACAGCCAGGUGCCCAGGACAGAAGCCCCAGCCCCAGCUUCAGCUACACCCCAGGAGCCCUGGCCUGGCCCUACCACCCCCAGCCCCACCAGCCGCCCGCCCUGGGCUGUGGACCCUGCGUUCGCUGAGCGCUACGCCCCGGACAAGACCAGCACGGUGCUGACCCGGCACACCCAGCCAGCCACACCCACGCCCAUGCAGAACCGCACCUCCAUUGUGCAGGCUGCCGCUGGAGGGGGCCCCGGAGGCGGCGGUGGCAGCAAUGGCAAGACUCCCGUGUGCCACCAGUGCCACAAGGUCAUCCGGGGCCGCUACCUGGUGGCGCUGGGCCACGCGUACCACCCCGAGGAGUUUGUGUGCAGUCAGUGUGGGAAGGUCCUGGAAGAGGGUGGCUUCUUCGAGGAAAAGGGCGCCAUCUUCUGCCCACCCUGCUAUGACGUGCGCUAUGCACCCAGCUGUGCCAAAUGCAAGAAGAAGAUCACUGGCGAGAUCAUGCACGCCCUGAAGAUGACCUGGCACGUGCAUUGCUUCACCUGUGCGGCCUGCAAGACACCCAUUCGGAACAGGGCCUUCUAUAUGGAGGAGGGGGCCCCCUACUGCGAGCGAGACUAUGAGAAGAUGUUUGGCACAAAAUGCCGAGGCUGUGACUUCAAGAUCGAUGCCGGGGACCGCUUCCUGGAGGCGCUGGGCUUCAGCUGGCACGAUACAUGCUUCGUGUGCGCGAUAUGUCAGAUCAACCUGGAAGGAAAGACUUUCUACUCCAAGAAGGACAAGCCCCUUUGCAAGAGCCACGCCUUCUCCCACGUGUGAGCCCCUCCCACCCACUGCUGCCCACUCCGCCCUGUCCAGCUGGAGGGGUUGCUGGUUCUGGAGUCAUCGCCCCAGAUUUCUGGGUAGGGCCAGCAAAAGUUGCCCAACCCCGACUCUUGGCCUGAGCCUGCGGUUCCCUGAGCCCCUGCCCACCCACUUCACCUCCCCCCACUCCCUCCACCACCUCCGCACACUGGUGCUGGCCACACCGGCCCCUCUUCACGUCCAGUGCCACAAUAAACCUGUAUGCAGCUG